CGGCAGCGCCUGCUCGGGAGGCCGCGCGCCCAGGCUCCUGCUGUCCCGAGCGCACGGGAUGUUCCACGGGAUCCCCGCCGCCCCGGGCAUGGGAGCCCCCGGGAACAAGCCGGAGCUGUACGAGGAAGUGAAGCUGUACAAGAACGCCCGGGAGCGAGAGAAGUACGACAACAUGGCCGAGCUGUUCGCGGUGGUGAAGACCAUGCAGGCCCUGGAGAAGGCGUACAUCAAGGACUGCGUCACCCCCAACGAGUACACGGCGGCCUGCUCGCGGCUCCUGGUCCAGUACAAGGCCGCCUUCCGGCAGGUCCAGGGCUCGGAGGUCAGCUCCAUCGACGACUUCUGCCGCAAGUUCCGCCUGGACUGCCCACUGGCCAUGGAGAGGAUCAAGGAGGACCGGCCCAUCACCAUCAAGGACGACAAAGGCAAUCUCAACCGCUGCAUCGCCGACGUGGUCUCGCUCUUCAUCACCGUGAUGGACAAGCUGCGCUUGGAGAUCCGCGCCAUGGACGAGAUCCAGCCCGACCUGCGGGAGCUGAUGGAGACUAUGCACCGCAUGAGUCACCUGCCACCCGACUUCGAGGGCCGGCAGACCGUCAGCCAGUGGCUGCAGACCCUGAGCGGCAUGUCUGCGGCGGACGAACUGGACGACUCCCAGGUGCGGCAGAUGCUCUUCGACCUGGAGUCGGCCUACAACGCCUUCAACCGCUUCCUGCACGCCUGACGCUGCUCCUGCUCCCCGUGGCCUGUGCGUGUGUCCCGUCUG
Molecule: messenger RNA, 766 nt
Organism: Talpa occidentalis (Iberian mole)
Lineage: Eukaryota; Metazoa; Chordata; Mammalia; Eulipotyphla; Talpidae
Gene: VPS28
Product: VPS28 subunit of ESCRT-I
Exons: 10
Coding region: 59-724 (221 amino acids)
Biological process (GO): protein transport to vacuole involved in ubiquitin-dependent protein catabolic process via the multivesicular body sorting pathway
Cellular component (GO): ESCRT I complex
Molecular function (GO): protein-containing complex binding
Source: RefSeq, a predicted model, not a curated record